GUUACGUAAAAGGCCACCAACUACAUCGAAAAAGAAUUAGCUUUAUUUUAGAAUUUGUUUGUAUUCAUAUGAAAUUUUACACGUUUGUUUACAUAUUUUAAAGAAUAAUAAUAAAAUAAUGUCCAAAAUUAAUGAAUAUGAUUUAUAUGGAACAAAUUUCUCAACAGAAUCAAUGAAGGUUAUCGCAGAAAGUAUAGGUAUUGGAUAUUUAGCUGACGAUGCAGCAAAAGAACUUGCAGAAGACAUAUCAUUUAGAAUUAAACAUAUCGUACAAGAUGCAGCGAAAUUUAUGAAUCACGCCAAACGUACGAAACUUUUGCAAAGUGAUAUAGAUUCUGCAUUGAAAGCAAAAAAUAUAGAACCGCAGUAUGGUUUUCAGUCAACGGAACAUUUACCUUUUCGGUUUGCUUCUGGAGGAGGUCGAGAAUUACAUUUCAUUGAAGAGAAGGAAGUUGAUUUGAAUGAUUUGUUGCAAAAUAUAAGUCCAAAAGCACCUAUUGAAACCACGUUAAGGUCUCAUUGGUUAUUUAUAGAUGGAGUGCAGCCUACAAUUCCAGAAAAUCCGCCACCCAUUGCAAAAGUCAUUCAGAAAUUGGAAUCUGUAGAUCCAGUGAACAAGAAACCGAUCAAAGAAACAUCUGGCAAACCAUCAACAGGAAAACAAAAAUUAAAAAACGUCGAAACUGUGGAAAUUAAACAAUUAGCAACUCAUGAACUAUCUGUUGAGCAACAAUUGUAUUAUAAAGAAAUUACAGAAGCUUGUGUUGGAUCAGAUGAAGCGAGAAGAGCGGAAGCUCUACAAAGUUUAGCAUCAGAUCCAGGUCUACAUGAAAUGUUACCUAGAAUGUGUACGUUUAUCAUAGAAGGAGUUAGAGUAAAUGUAGUACAAAAUAAUCUGGCACUCUUAAUUUAUCUUAUGAGAAUGGUUAAAGCUCUUUUGGAUAAUCAAUCUUUAUAUUUGGAAAAAUAUCUUCAUGAGUUAAUACCUUCCGUAACAACAUGUAUUGUAUCGAAACAAUUGUGUAUGCGACCGGAAUUGGACAAUCAUUGGGCUCUUCGAGAUUUCGCCUCGCGGUUGAUGGCGCAAAUUUGCAAAAAUUUUAAUACAAGUACAAACAAUAUUCAAACACGAGUAACACGUAUGUUUACAAACGCGUUACAGCAAGAUAAAGUUCCAUUAUCGUCUUUAUAUGGGGCUCUUCAAGGAUUAUCAGAACUUGGUACAGAAGUAACAAGAAUAUUUAUUUUACCAAAAGUAAAAAAUAUAGGAAGUCGAAUAGAAAAUUAUUUAGAAGGAAAUUCAACAUCUAACAUGGAAAAAAUAGCAUCUGGUCACAUUAAAUUAUUACUAAUCAAAGUAUUGGCACCUGUGUUAAAGAGUAUUAGAAAUCCUCCAGAUAAUCUAGAUGAGUAUAGACAAGAUUAUGGAUAUAUUGGUGCAUCUUUACAUGCUGCAGUAAUUAAAGCUAGAACUCAACCAAAUAUUUUACCACAAAGUACACCCGCAUCGGUUUCUGGUGUAAAUAAUCCAAUCACAUGUAAUUCUACCAUUUCCAGAACCAUUGGUGCACCCAGUAAUAUCAUACAACAGCAAAGUCCGAGUACUGGUAGAGCGAUUGUAAUGAAUUCGAAUCCCAGAGCACAAAUUCAACCUUCGAAUCAAAAAUUUGUGUUCGUAACCCAGAGACCACAAACCCCGAUGAGUAGUACUGCCUCACAUCAAAUCCAACAAAAUAUUUCGUCGUCGACGUCAUCUCAAAAUACUGUGGUGAAAUUUGUCUCGAAUUCGAAUCAAAACCAACCGAAACAGCAAAAAUUAGUUGUUGUAUCAAAUCAGGCGACACAAGGAAAUUCGACUUUAUUGAUUUCCAAACAGAAUUUUGCCUUACAACAACUCCAGCAACAACAACAGCAGCAGCAACAACAACAAUCUCCAAUCAUGGAUGAUUUAUCUCAUUUGGUGCAACAAUAGUUAUUUCAAAUGUAAAAAUUUGCAUUUUUACACAGUGUAUAUAUUCAGAGUGGUGUAAAUUAAUAGAUAAUUUUUAAUAACAAUAUUCUACAAUUGUUUCUAAAGUAGAUUGUAGGUAUUUACUAUAUUUAUACAGUACAUUGUACAAUUACUUUUUUUGUAUUUUUCAAAUUUUAAAAUAUUUUUUAAUAUAUUAAACAUAGUAUAAGUAGAA
This is a messenger RNA of Diorhabda sublineata, 2186 nucleotides long. RefSeq names its product transcription initiation factor TFIID subunit 6 (gene Taf6). Gene Ontology annotation, molecular function: protein heterodimerization activity; RNA polymerase II general transcription initiation factor activity; transcription coactivator activity. Gene Ontology annotation, cellular component: SAGA complex; transcription factor TFIID complex; SLIK (SAGA-like) complex. Gene Ontology annotation, biological process: transcription initiation at RNA polymerase II promoter; RNA polymerase II preinitiation complex assembly. The coding region runs from base 119 to 1972 and encodes 617 amino acids. The transcript has 5 exons. The record is from RefSeq and is a predicted model, not a curated record. NCBI's taxonomy places the organism in Eukaryota, Metazoa, Arthropoda, Insecta, Coleoptera, Chrysomelidae.